AUGACUGGGACACAGAGAGAGAGCUUUGACGUAACGGACUAUGACUGGGACACAGAGAAGAGCAGCGACCUAGGUUCAGUAGUGAGCGGAUCAUCACCUUUGAUCCGUGGAAACUCGGUAAGCGUGAAGGAUAAACGGACAGGUCUCGCGAAGCGGCUCGCCUCUAUUUCUGACCAGGUGAAGCUCUUCACAUCUGUCUCUCGAGAGAGUAGGCUAGCUAGAUCAGACCGGCGUAAGUCAACGGCCUUUGAAGGGCUCAUGUUCAUCAGUAAGGCUGACGCUGCUACCGGCUGGACCGCCGUGGAAAGGCGCUUUGAUGAGAUCACGGGCACUAGUGGUGGCUUGCUGCCAAGGUCAAAAUUUGGACAAUGCAUCGGGAUGGACUCGGUAGACUUUGCACUGGAACUGUUCGAUGCAUUAGCUAGAAGACGGCAUAUUACAACAGAUAUAAUCGAUGGCGACCAGUUAAGGGAGUUCUGGGAACAAAUAAGUGAUCAAAGCUUUGAUACCAGGCUUCAAACCUUCUUUGACAUGAUUGAUAAAGACGCCGAUGGUAGAUUAACUGAAGACCAAGUCAAACAGAUCAUCAACCUUAGUUCAUCCACCAACAAUUUGCCGAACAUAAAAAAAAAGACAGAAGAAUAUGCAGCAAUGAUAAUGGAAGAGCUUGACCCAGAUGAUGUGGGAUACAUCAUGAUAGAGAGUUUUGAGACCUUGCUUUUGCAUGCGGAAACACAACAUAUACGCAGGGAUAGUGAAGACAGCAAGAGGCUAAGCCAAAUGCUAAGUCUAAAGCUUAAGACUACUCGUGACCCUAAACCGUUAAAGAGAUGGUACAGUGGACUGAGACACUUCGUAUCAGAUAGCUGGCAAACGGUGAGUACUUUUAGGUUCAACAUUAUCAAUAAUCUUAAAUCUCAUGAUUGA
This is a messenger RNA of Eruca vesicaria subsp. sativa (arugula), 927 nucleotides long. NCBI's taxonomy places the organism in Eukaryota, Viridiplantae, Streptophyta, Magnoliopsida, Brassicales, Brassicaceae. The record is from the annotation of a GenBank genome assembly.